AUGACGCGUUUUUUUUUUUCCCCCUUCUGCCUGCUCACAUUUCCCCUCCCCUUUUAUCUAGGCUUUGGAAAUAUGCAGGUUAGCGACGGCAAUCCUGCCAUGCCUCCACUGAGCGUCAUCAAAUGGUGGUAUGAAAAAGAUGAUGAGCAACGGCGGGCCUUUCUAGCGGCGGAUAAUAUUUCUGAAAAGGUGCAACAAAACAUUCGCGCAGUCGAGUGCUUUGCCGAACAGCACAGUUAUUACAUUAUGUGCGAGACAAAGUUAGCGAUACGACCCCUUCCCCCACUCUCACCGCAACCAAAUCAACCGCGCUCUCGUGCAUGGCUCGGUGAUGUCGCUUCAGUGUGGUUACCAUGUCCCGUACACGCCAUCAUGGAUUACGGCGGGAGGUAUCAGACGACAGAGCAGAGGGAGGCGCGCCGCAAAGAGGCGGAGCGGCUCAUUAGCAUUAUAUACUCACGAACAGCUUCUGUACUGCAUAGCUACUGCGGGGCCCAACAGGAAACGCAGAAGCAUGCCAAUGGUAAAGACAAUUCAUCGGAGGCGUGGAGGUCCCGCUCGGCUCGCAUUCUCGUCGAUGUGUUAGUUGAAGCGUCCGUUGCGGCACUGUGCCGGUUGGGUCUCACCGACGAGUUGGAGGCCAUAGAAAAACAAAAAUCGAGUAGGAACGAAGCGGCGCUGGAGGUGCGUGAGGCGCCGCUAUUCGCUGAAACCCCCAAACCAGUUGGGGCAUGUCGUGCUGAGGCGUGGGGAUGUUUAGGUUUGUGGGAGAUUUUGCAGUCGAGAGUAGGAGACGUAUCGGAGCUGGUGACACUUUUUUCCACCUCGGUUGCUGCAACGUCGGGUGCGAAGCGUCCGCGGGUAGACGAGUCGAACAGCAGCCCUUCCGAAGGCACUACAGAAGCGGCAAAGCCGAACCAAUGGAAAGUUCUUCGUGAAGUGUUUUGCUCGCUGGUGCCCGGUACGGAUUCGACACAUGGCGAGCACGACUCCACUGAUGAUAAUAACAGUAAGAGCCUAUCGCUAAUUCCUUGCCGUAAGGCUCCACGUAUAACUAUUACCGCAGCAGACGUGCGUUGUGGUAUUGCGAAGGUGUUGAAGAAACACCGACCGGUGAAGCCUUUAUAA
Messenger RNA from Trypanosoma brucei brucei TREU927, 1128 nucleotides. RefSeq lists its product as hypothetical. NCBI's taxonomy places the organism in Eukaryota, Euglenozoa, Kinetoplastea, Trypanosomatida, Trypanosomatidae. Bases 1 to 1128 code for a protein of 375 amino acids. The record is from RefSeq and is a predicted model, not a curated record. The transcript has a single exon.